Phyllostomus discolor (pale spear-nosed bat) is the source of this 1228-nucleotide messenger RNA. RefSeq names its product DLA class II histocompatibility antigen, DR-1 beta chain-like. The record is from RefSeq and is a predicted model, not a curated record. The transcript is spliced from 6 exons. Gene Ontology annotation, molecular function: MHC class II protein complex binding. Gene Ontology annotation, biological process: positive regulation of T cell activation; antigen processing and presentation of exogenous peptide antigen via MHC class II; immune response. Gene Ontology annotation, cellular component: MHC class II protein complex; late endosome membrane; lysosomal membrane. Lineage: Eukaryota; Metazoa; Chordata; Mammalia; Chiroptera; Phyllostomidae. The coding region runs from base 70 to 870 and encodes 266 amino acids.
AGAAAGGUCGUAAUGCUCACUGAGUGAGACUUGCCUGCUCUCUGCACCCUGUCCUCUCUGUUCUCCAGCAUGGUGUGUCUGUGCUUCCCUGGAGGCUCCUGGAUGGCAGCUCUGAUGGUGAUACUGAUGGUACUGAGCCCUCUCCUGGCUUGGGCCAGGAACACACCAUCACUUUUCUUGGAGCAGCAUAAGUCCGAGUGUCACUUCACCAACGGGACGCAGCGGGUGCGGUUCCUGGACAGAGACAUCUACAACGGGCAGGAGAUCGUGCGCUUCGACAGCGACGUGGGGCAGUUCCGCGCGCUGACCGAGCUGGGGCGGCCGGACGCCGAGUACUGGAACGGGCUGGAGGGCUUCCUGGAGCAGACGCGGGCCGCGGUGGACACGUUCUGCCGACGCAGCUACGAGGUGUUGGAUGGAUUCCUGGUGCACCGGCAAACUGUGCCUACAGUGACUGUGUACCCUGCAAAGACGCAGCGCCUGCAGCACCACAACCUACUGGUCUGCUCUGUGAAUGGUUUCUAUCCUGGUAACAUUGAAGUCCGGUGGCUGCGGAACAGCCAGGAAGAGGAGGCUGGGGUCGUCUCCACGGGCCUGAUCCGGAAUGGAGACUGGACCUUCCAGAUCCUGGUGAUGCUGGAAACCAUUCCCCGGAGUGGGGAGGUGUACACCUGCCAAGUGCAGCACCCGAGCCUGAUGGACCCUGUCUCUGUGGAGUGGAGAGCACAGUCUGAAUCUGCACAGAGCAAGAUGCUGAGUGGAGUCGGGGGCUUCGUUCUGGGUCUGCUGUUCCUUGGGGCAGGGCUGUUCAUCUACUUCAGGAAUCAGAAAGGACACUCUGGACUUCAGCCAACAGGGCUCCUGAGGUGAAGUAACAAUGGUGACGCUGGUGACACUCAAGGAAGAAAGAACCUUCUGUCCCCUUCUUUGCUUCUUCGCAGCAUGAAAAGGUUUCCUGUUUGGUCCUUAUUCCACAAAGAGGGUGCCUCCUCAGGAUCUGCUUUGGUCCUGGUUCGGUGACCCUGCAGAACAUGUCCUCCCUGCUGGCUUCCUCUGCCCCCGCUCCUGACCUGGAAGUCCCAGUAUCGACCAACUGCAGUGCCUUACUUAGCUUCCUUCCUUCCCUGGUCCCUCUGUAUUCAACCCUUACUGUCUCCUAUGUACCUGAAUUCACCCUCUGCCCACAUUUCUUUAUAAAAAUUUCCCCAAUUAACAUGGAGUAAAAAUC